AUGUCUUCCCAUCCUUCCAAGAGGAGGAAGCUGGCCGAUGGAGCUCAGUCUUCGGAAGGCGCACCAACCAGCGACGUCAAAAUUCAAAAGCAGUUCUUCAAGAGUGCGCAAACCUGGAACCUCGAGGAGGACUAUGAAAACCGCCCCAGGAAAGGAAAGCAGAAGAAGCAGAAGAAGCUUGCCGAUGCCACGAAAUUGCCCAUCAGGGCCGCCGAGGGAACCUGGGUUACGCAGGAGGAGGAGGAUGCCGAGAUUGCCAGCGAUGCCGAGUGGCUAGAGAGUGAAGGAGAGGAGGCCCCUGAGGAGGAGGAGGUUCAGCCUGAGCCGGAAGCACCCAAGAUUCCCGAGAAGGAACAGAUCAGGAGAGCCCAGGAGGAAAUGGCCAAGAUCGCAACGCAACUCAACGAAGACCCAGAGGAGCACCCGGGUGCUUUCAAGGCGCUCGCCAAGUUUUCAGAGUCGGAUCUUCUCGCCAUCAAGAAGCUCGCCAUUGUUGUCCAGAUGACCGUCUACAAGGAUGUCAUUCCUGGCUACAGGAUAAGGCCGGCCUCGGAGGAUGUGGCCAAGGAGAAGCUGUCCAAGGAUGUCAAGCGGUUACGCGUCUACGAGCAGGCCAUGGUUACCGGUUACUACCAGUACAUCAAGACCCUCGCUGCCCUUGCCGGCGGAGCUAUUCGUGACAAGGGGGCAAAGCAGCCCAUCACCAGCAUCGCCCUUACCUGCGCCUGCACUCUUUUGAACGCGGUACCGCACUUCAACUUCCGCGGCGAGCUUCUCAAGAUCAUCAUCAAGAAGCUGAGUUACCGAAAUAUCGACAAGGACUUUGUCAAGUGCCGGACUGCUCUCGAGACCCUGCUCCACGAGGAUGAGGAUGGUCAACCCGCCAUGGAGGCCAUCUCGGUACUCACAAAGAUGAUGAAGGCUCGUAACUACCAGGUUGACGAGAGCAUCCUCAACCUUUUCCUCCACCUGCGCUUGCUUGACGAGUUCUCCGGCAAAGCUUCCAGAGACACGGUGGAGAAGCAGGAUGAUGGGUCGGUUAAGAAGCAAAAGCAAAAGAAGGAGUUCCGCACCAAGCGCGAGCGCAAGCUUCUCAAAGAGCAGAAGGAGGCUGAAAAGGUCAUGGCCCACGCCGAUGCGGCUGUCAGUCACGAGGAGCGCGAGCGGAUGCAGUCCGAAACGCUCAAGAUGGUUUUCGCCUCGUACUUCCGCAUCCUCAAGAUGCGCAUCCCGAACCUCAUGGGUGCCUGUCUUGAGGGUCUGGCCAGAUACUCCCACCUGAUCAACCAGGACUUCUUUGGCGAUCUCCUUGAGGCCCUAAAAGACCUUAUUCGUUAUAGCGAAAUGGACGCUAACAAGGAGGACGAUGACUCGGAUGACGAAAAUAAGGAGGAUGAGGUGGACGAAGAUGAUGAGCAUGAGUUCGUCCGUGACACCAGUCGCGAGGCGCUCCUCUGCACUGUCACCGCCUUCGCUCUUCUUGAAGGCCAAGAUGCCCACAACGCCCGCUCUGAUCUUCACCUUGACCUCUCCUUCUUCAUCACUCACCUCUUCCAGUCCCUUCUCUCUCUCUCCGUCAACCCGGACCUCGAGCUCGGCGCCCAGUCGCUCCAGCUCCAGAACAGCGUGCGCCGCAACAACCGCAUCAACCUGCAGACCACCACCGUGCUGCUCGUCAAGUGUCUGAGCGGUAUCCUACUGCCUCCCUGGAACAUCCGCUCCGUGGCGCCUCUCCGUCUGGCCGCCUUCACGAAGCAGCUCAUGUCUGGGUCGCUCCAGGUGCCUGAAAAGUCCGCCCAAGCUUUGCUUGGCUUGCUCGCCGACGUGCUACACACGCACGGCAGGAAGAUCAGCUCUCUCUGGAACACGGAGGAGAGGAAGGGCGACGGCACGUAUAAGCCGCUUGCGGCAACGGUGGAGGGUAGCAACCCGUUCGCGUCGACGGUGUGGGAGGGCGAGCUGUUGAGAAAACAUUAUUGCCCCAAGGUGAGGGAGAGCGUGAAGCAGCUGGAGAAGAGCAUCAAGAGUAUCAAAUAG
Molecule: messenger RNA, 2037 nt
Organism: Sordaria macrospora k-hell
Lineage: Eukaryota; Fungi; Ascomycota; Sordariomycetes; Sordariales; Sordariaceae
Biological process (GO): DNA replication initiation
Cellular component (GO): nucleolus
Molecular function (GO): chromatin binding
Source: RefSeq, a predicted model, not a curated record